This is a messenger RNA of Neogale vison (American mink), 886 nucleotides long. RefSeq names its product RNA-binding protein 7-like. The record is from RefSeq and is a predicted model, not a curated record. Gene Ontology annotation, molecular function: single-stranded RNA binding. NCBI's taxonomy places the organism in Eukaryota, Metazoa, Chordata, Mammalia, Carnivora, Mustelidae. Gene Ontology annotation, cellular component: nucleus. Gene Ontology annotation, biological process: regulation of alternative mRNA splicing, via spliceosome.
UUUAGGGAGGGGGCUCCGCUGAGAUGGGGGCGGCGGCAGCGGAAGCGGAUCGUACCCUCUUUGUCAGCAACCUUGAAACUAAAGUGACCGAGGAGCUUCUUUUCGAGCUUUUCCACCAGGCGGGGCCGGUAGUAAAAGUGAAAAUUCCAAAAGAUAAGGAUGGUAAACCAAAACAGUUUGCAUUUGUGAACUUCAAACAUGAAGUGUCUGUUCCUUAUGCGAUGAAUCUACUUAAUGGAAUCAAACUUUUCAGGAGGCCCAUCAAAACGUUUAGAUCAGGAAGUAGCCAUGCCUCACAGGAUGUCAGUUUGUCAUAUCCCCAGCAUCAUGUUGGAAACUCAAGCCCCACCUCUACAUCUCCUAGCAGAUAUGAAAGGAGUGUGGAUAGCAUGAGUCCAUCAGUACAGAUAAUUCAGAGAUCUUUCUCUUCUCCAGAAAAUUUUCAGAGACAAGCAGUGAUGAACAAUGUUCUGAGACAGAUGUCCUAUGGUGGGAAAUUUGGUUCUCCACAUCUGGAUCCAUCAGGAUUUUCCCCAUCUCAUAGUCACAGUUUUAAUCAGUCUUCAAGCUCCCAGUGGCACCAAGAUACGCCAUCAUCACAGCGUAAAGUCAGACAGAAUUCUCAUCCUUACAUACCGGAUAGACAUCAUGGCCGUGAACAACGUUACGCUGAUCAUGGGUCUGACCAUCAUUACCGAGGAAACAGAGAUGACUACUUCUAUGAAGAUAGGAAUCCUGAUGGCGGGAGCCUUGACUAUGAUAACAGAAGAGACAGUAGUCGAGAUGGAAAAUGGCGUUCAUCUCGACAUUAACAAGUACUAAAAGGACGAUGUUAUAGGGUCAUUCUAGGUCCCUUUGGCUAAAUUGACCUGGAAAUGUUUUGUUA